AUGUUGAACAACCGACCAUUCAAGUGUUUCUAUUUUACGCAUGCGUGCGCACAUGCGCGCACACUCUUAUGCCUCCGCCUUUCCUCCCCAUAUCUUUCUUUCUGUAUAUUCAGCCUGUUGCUUGUCAGACAAACGCGAUCACCCAGCCUCUUCCAAGCUCCUUUGCUACCUGAUGUUGCUCAAAUUCCAAAUGGAAAAAAUCCCCUUUUCUCUACUCCUCAGUCUGUCUAUUCGUUGGCCUGUCUCUCGGUCCGUCCGUAUUGGCACGGCGUUCUUUCUUUCUUUCUUUCUGUUUCAUUCUUUCUUUCUUUUUGUUUUUCUUUUUGUUUUUCUUUUUGUUUUUCUUUCUUUCUUUCUUUCUUUCUUUCUUUCUUUCUUUCUUUCUUUCUUUCUUUCUUUCUUUCUUUCUGUUUCAUUCUUUCUUUCUUUUUGUUUUUCUUUUUGUUUUUCUUUCUUUCUUUCUUUCUUUCUUUCUGUUUCAUUCAUUCUUUCUUUCUUUCUUUCUUUCUUUCUUUCUUUCUUUUCCGAACCGAAAUCAAACAGCGUCUCUCUUUGUUUUGGAUGAGAGACGGGGUUGUUAGCAAGAUAAGUUUUGAUCGCGAACCCGUUCCGUACGAAGACAGGGUCUCUCAGCGGUUUUAUUACACUUUACUUUUCCCGAUAUUUAUCACGCGGAGGUUCAGUGAAUUUUACGGAGCGGUUUUUCACUGUUUUUCCUUCCUUCCUUCCUUCCUUCCUUCCUUCCUUCCUUCCUUCCUUCCUAUCUAUCUAUCUAUCUAUCUAUCUAUCUAUCUAUCUAUCUAUCUAUCUACCAGUCUAAUUCUCUCCUUAAGUCUAUAUCUAUCUAUCUAUCUAUCUAUCUAUCUAUCUAUCUAUCUAUCUAUCUAUCUCAGUUUAUUCAUAUCUAUCUCAGUCUAUUCAUAUCUAUCUAUCUAUCUAUCUAUCUAUCUAUCUAUCUAUCUAUCUAUCUACUGUCUGUCUGUCUGUCUACCUACCUACCUACCUACAACAGUAAUUCUAUCUAUCUAUCUAUCUAUCUAUCUAUCUUGUUUAUUAAUAUUUAUUUUAAUUUUACAAAAAUAUUUUGUCUAUCUGUCUGCUGAUCUACCUACCUAUCUACAACACUCUAAUUCUAAUUCUAUCUAUCUAUCUAUCUAUCUAUCUAUCUAUCUAUCGUCCUAUUUCUAUCUAUCUAUCUAUCUAUCUAUCUAUCUAUCUAUCUAUCUAUCUAUCUAUUGCAGUAUGUUUGUAUCUAUCUCGAUCUGUUCCUAUCUAUCUAUCUAUCUAUCUAUCUAUCUAUCUAUUCUAAUCUAUCUAUCAAAUAAUAUCUCUUCAAUAAAACGAGCAUAUCUAUGUCGGUCUGUGUUCCAUCAAAUAGCUUAUACAUUAAUGUUGCCCAUGUCGGACAUUGCAGCCGAUUGGGCCCCACAGGCCGGGAUGGACAUUUUCACUUACACUGAAUUAUCAAUAAUCAUUGGCUCACGUUAUCUUCUUUCUUUCCAAUUCUUUGACUUUUUUCUUUCUUUGCCUUUCUCACUAUUUUCCAUCUUUUGGAUGAUUUCAAUAUUCUUUUUCCCAUAUCUCGUCAUGUAUAUCCCUUUCUUUCUUUCUUUCUUUCUUUCUUUAAUAUUUUCACUUACACGUUUCUAUUUUUCUAUGGACUUCUUCAACAUCCUCUUUUCUUAUCUCUCGUCGCCUUUUCUCUCACUGACUCUCCCGUUAAUUUUCUUUCUUUCUUUCUUUCUUUCUUUCUUUCUUUCUUUCUUUCUUUAA
This is a messenger RNA of Acanthosepion pharaonis, 1773 nucleotides long. NCBI's taxonomy places the organism in Eukaryota, Metazoa, Mollusca, Cephalopoda, Sepiida, Sepiidae. The record is from the annotation of a GenBank genome assembly.